AUGGUUGUGACUCGAUCUUCAACCGCAGCACGGGUUGACCGGGAGCGUCGCGCAAGGUAUACAUAUGCGCCGAGGAGUCAACCGCUACUUACCGACACAAUCGGCUACAAAUACCUCGAUUCCUAUCUUGAGUACGAUUGUUUGAUGACUAAAGAAGAGCUCAAUCGUCUCGCCGAGCAUAAGUAUUCUGCUAUAGACACCAGUUGGUUGGAUGAGCUUUGUAUGAAGUAUUUUUGGGAAUGGGUAGUGAAUUUUUAUCCGCUUUGGCUUGCUCCAAAUCUGAUAACACUGAUAGGUCUGGUUGUUAACCUCGCCACCGUCCUUGUGUUAUCUAGCUACUGCCCCACAGCACGAGAAACCGCACCUUCAUGGGCCUAUGCUUCAGCGGCCCUCGGUUUGUUUGUGUAUCAAACCCUCGAUGCCACCGAUGGCAAGCAAGCGAGACGUACCGGAGCGGCAUCUCCUUUGGGCGAACUGUUCGACCAUGGCUGUGACGCAAUAUCGCAAGUAUUCGUUACUCUCAAUGUGGCGUACGCUAUGCGAUUGGGAGAAGUGAGAUGUGGCACGUUCUUCAUAGUAAUAGUAUCGGUAUCACUAUUUUAUUGCGCACAUUGGAGUACAUAUUGUACGGGCCAGUUGAGAUUCUCCCGAUUUGAUGUUACUGAAGCCCAAAUGACAAUCAUAGCUGUACUUUUUACCACAUCCGUCUUAGGACCGGACGUAUGGAAUGCCGGGGUUUUCGGUUAUCAGUUACGUCAUAUGCUGCUUUUAACAACACUUGUCGUUUCUCUUUACCAAAGCAUGUCUUAUCUCAGCGUUAUCCUUACAGGCGGAGUUGGAAGAAAUGGAUCUACAGUUGCUGGAACAUCAGUCCUUUUUCCUGUAUGUCCACUUUUGGCCUCCAUUGUUCCUUUUUGCAUGAUAUAUAGUAAAUCACGGAGCGCUGUUUUUGAUGAAAAUAUCACACUAUUUGUACUGUGCUUCGGCGCAGUAGUUGCUAAGGCAACGAAUCGUUUAAUAGUGGGGCACAUGAGUCGGAGUGAGCUCGUUCUCUGGGACUGGAUUUAUUUGGGACCAAUAGCGCUUAUGCUCAACCAGUACUACGAUUUUUGGGUUUGCGAAAGAAAGCUACUAUUAUGGGUCACAUGUUAUACGCUCGCUUCGCUAUUUGUAUAUUGUUGCAUCAUCACUCGACAGAUAUGCUAUCAUAUGAAGAUAUAUUGUUUCAAAGUGCCAAUCAAACAAAGCUAG
Messenger RNA from Haemonchus placei, 1251 nucleotides. NCBI's taxonomy places the organism in Eukaryota, Metazoa, Nematoda, Chromadorea, Rhabditida, Trichostrongylidae. The record is from the annotation of a GenBank genome assembly.